Messenger RNA from Diospyros lotus (date-plum), 2111 nucleotides. Its product is annotated as mediator of RNA polymerase II transcription subunit 8. NCBI's taxonomy places the organism in Eukaryota, Viridiplantae, Streptophyta, Magnoliopsida, Ericales, Ebenaceae. The record is from RefSeq and is a predicted model, not a curated record. Gene Ontology annotation, cellular component: mediator complex. The transcript is spliced from 13 exons. Bases 118 to 1920 code for a protein of 600 amino acids.
AGAUAUCAGUCACAGAACACACCGCUUUCCGAUAUCGUUUUCUGCGAUUGAAGGAAGCUGAGAAACAGCAGCAGCAAGUGAAGAAGUCGCUCUCAUUCUCUUUCUCAUCUAAUCGUCAUGGAAGCGGCACCGGGUGCGCCGGGAGAUCAAUCUCAACCGCCGAACAAGGCCGUUGAGAGGUUGAAUCCAGCGGUGCAGCAGGAACUGAACCUAGACUCCAUCAAGACUCGAGUCGUCAGCCUCCAGAAAGCCAUUGAGCGCAUCCUCCAAGAGAUCGAUGCCAACACCCGCACCAAUUCUGUCCCCAAGUGGCAAGAUAUACUGAGCCAAUAUUCUAUGGUGAAUCUUGAGCUUUUUAACAUUGUGGAAGAUGUUACUAAGGUCUCUAAGGCUUUUGUUGUAUAUCCGAAGAAUGUUAAUGCAGAAAAUGCUGCAAUUCUUCCUGUUAUGUUGUCAUCUAAGCUAUUGCCUGAGAUGGAAAUGGAUGACAUUGUCAAGAAAGAGCAAGUGUUACAGGGGAUGGAACACCUACCAGUAUCCGCCCAGAUUGAAAAGUUAAAGAUGAGAAUUGAUAUGAUUGGAGCAGCUUGUGAAAGCGCUGAAAAAGUUAUAGCUGAUACUCGUAAAACCUAUUUUGGCACUCGACAGGGACCUACUAUUCUUCCAACUUUAGACAAGGUUCAAACUGCAAAGAUUCAAGAACAAGAGAUAUUACUUCGGAAUGCUGUAAAUCAUGGCGAAGGUUUACGAAUCUCCACAGACCAAAGGCAGAUUGUAUCUGCACUUCCGUUGCAUCUGGUAGAUAUACUCACUGUAGGUGAUGGAGCACAGGCUCUUCCUGAGUCAUCUGGGAUAUAUAUGAAGAAUACUCCACUCUCAUCAAACAAUAUUAGCAAUCAGGGUAAUAUGCUACAGGCAUCUGGAGCACAAGCAAUUGGAAGGGCUGUGGCUUCUCCUUCUGGUUCUACAGUUACAACUUCAUUUGACAAUACAACGUCACCACUGCCAUAUGCCAAUUCGCCCAGGUCUGGCACAAAUAUGAUGAAUACACCUUCUCCUCAGCAACAAUCACAGCAGCAACAACAACAGCAACAACAGCAGCAUCAGCAUCCGCAUCAGCAUCAGCAGCAAAGACAGAAAAUGAUGCAAUUGCCUCAGCUUCAGCAGCAACUUCUAGCUCAACAGCAAUUUAGGCAAUCUUCGCUGCCUGGUUCAGGACAAAAUCAGCUGGGGCAGCUGCAUGAUUUGCAGGGGUCGGCUCAGCAGAAAUUUCAAUCGCUACAUGGUCAGCAUCAAAUGCAAUUCUCUCAACCAUUAGGGACCCAGCAAUUCCAGGGUAGGCAGCUGCCUACUGGACCAGUUCAGCAUGGCAUUGGUCAAAGCCAGAUCAACCAAGGGACUCAGUUGAAUCGUCAUUUGAGCCAGUUUUCUAGCCCUGCCAAUAGUGCAUUGUUCAAUGCUGCUCAGGGUACUCCAAAUACCCAAAUGAUUUCAAACAUGUCAGCUACCAUGGCAUCACAAUCACUUUUGCCAAGAAUGCAGGACCAAGUAUCGGGGAGGACGAUUGGCAAUGCUAAAGCUAAGGAUGGGCCUUAUUAUUUGACAGAGAAUAGGAUUUUUUCUUCUACAAAUAAGGCUAUUUUGACAGCCACAAUCGAUGCCAAGUUUGGACUAUCCGGUGGCAAUCGGCCCCAUGCUUCCCAAAUUUUGAGUGAUCAGAUGUUCAACAUAGGAGCAGCCAAUUCUGGCGGUAUGAUGCCCAUUCAGCAGCAGCAGCAGCAGCAGCAACAGCAACAGCUCACCUCACAAGGUGCAUUCGGUAACAUGCCACAUAAUGCUCAGAAUCUACAACCUGGUAUGGUUGCCCAUCAAAAUGCACAACUUCCCAACUUCCAGCAGAGACAGUCGAAUCAACAGUGAAAUGUAGUAGUCUAGGCUCAAGUUUUCUUCUAACAAAUGAUUUUUGUUGGUAAUAUACGGCAGUUUGUCUUCUUUCUGUUAAUCUGUAGUAGAAUCUUUGCCAUUCUGGCAACUAAUCGGGGUUUCCUUGCAGUUCUGUAUGUAAACACCAACAUUUCAUUUCAAGUUCGUAGUUGUGUUUAUCCGUAAAA